Molecule: messenger RNA, 9344 nt
Organism: Vidua macroura (Pin-tailed whydah)
Lineage: Eukaryota; Metazoa; Chordata; Aves; Passeriformes; Viduidae
Gene: VIRMA
Product: vir like m6A methyltransferase associated
Exons: 24
Coding region: 1194-6674 (1826 amino acids)
Cellular component (GO): RNA N6-methyladenosine methyltransferase complex
Molecular function (GO): RNA binding
Source: RefSeq, a predicted model, not a curated record
AAAUAUUUCUUUAAAGGGAUUUGUACUUUAAUUACAUCUGUUCAAAUAGCAUGAGGCAGAACCACGUUUUCAGUGAACUGAGAAGAAAUUCUAGUUGAUGAGUAUCCCUUCACUGCCAUGAAACACCUCUUCAGGUGUGCCGGUAGAACUCAUUGGGGAGUUGGCUGUGGCUGGCUCCCUAACACGUGCUGUGGGGACAGGAACUUCCUGAACUAGUUUAACCACCACAAAUAUUAUAUUGAACCACAGCCUUGUUUAAAGUGAUGCAACAUUUUCAUGUGGAGUACUACUUAGAGGACUGCUGCUCCUGGUGAAAGUGAAAGUUUGGAGUGCUGAGAGAGCAGCAAGCUCAGCUACUGGAACAAAAAAGGGGCUUGUGAAGUCCUGAUACACACAUAAAUCAGUGAAUUUCAUAAGCAGCCGUUUCAGACACAAGAGGCAGAUAGCAAGGGAUAAUUAUCACUGUUAAAGAAAGUGAAGGUAUUUAGCUGAAGUUUCAGUCUAGAGAGGUAACACAUCUUUUUACAGCUUCCUCCAAAGGCACACGGUGCAGCUUUGCUGUCAGGCAUAGAGCUCGUACAGAAAACGUGUGUAGCCAACACCGCUUGCGUAAGAUUAAUUCCACAUCAUUCUCCUGGCCAGGGCUUUGGCUUCGUGGUGUCCCCAGUGCUUGAUUGCUGUUGCAGAAGAGCAAUGGAUGCUAAACAGGUACUUCUGGCGCUGCGGAAAGGUUGAAAGGAAUUCUGCUACACGAACUUGAGAGAAGCGACAGGUUCUCCACCUGAAAAGAGUUUGUUUUAAGCACGGGAAAAGCUGCAAAGGAAAUUUCUCAGGCGGGGCUGAAAUUAACCAGCACCGAGCUUGUGAAACCGAGCGGAGGCAAAGGUUCGGCGCGGACUGCGGUGACGCCCAGCGGGGACUGGGGGCUGUGGAGAGCGGGGGCACCGCCCCGCUGCUCACAACCCCGACUGCGGCCCGAGUUUUAGCAGGUGAAAGGUUGGACUCGACGAUCUCAGAGGUUUUUCCGACCUAAUUCAUUCUGUGACUCCGUGAGUACUGAAGGAGCCCAGGCGCUGUCUCCUCUGGCGGCGCUGAGGGCGGCGGGACCCGCCCCGAGCCCCGUCCCCUCCCCUCGCGGCCCGGAAGCGCUCGCGCGCGCGCGCCGGAAGCGCGUCCCCCGCGGCCCGGCCAAGAUGGCGGCGGAUGCCGCCACCGAGCUGCUGUUCUUGGACACGUUCAAGCACCAGAGCGCGGAGCAAAGUACCAAUAUUGAUGUGGUUCGUUUUCCAUGCGUGGUUUACAUAAAUGAAGUCCGAGUCAUUCCUCCAGGAGUGAGAGCUCACACAAGUUUGCCUGACAACAGGGCUUAUGGAGAGACAUCCCCUCAUUCAUUUCAACUGGACUUGUUUUUCAACAAUGUCAGCAAACCAAGUGCCCCUGUUUUUGAUCGGCUGGGAAGCCUUGAAUAUGAUGAAAACACUUCAAUUAUUUUCAGGCCCAAUGCAAAGGUCAACACAGAUGGAUUGGUUCUUAGAGGGUGGUACAACUGUCUGACUUUGGCAAUAUAUGGCUCAGUUGACAGGGUAAUAACUCAUGAGAGAGAGUCACCUCCUCCACCACCCCCUCCGCCUCCACCUCCCCAGCAACAGCCUGGAUUGAAAAGGAAUCCAAAACAUGUUGAUGGAGAGAAAGAAGACCAAUUCAAUGGCAGUCCUCCAAGACCACAACCCAGGGGACCAAGGACACCUCCAGGCCCUCCUCCUCCUGAUGAUGAUGAGGAUGAACCUAUGCCAGUGUCAGUGGUUGGGGAAAAAGAAGAUGAUGUGGACCAUAGGGAGGAUUACUUUGAGCCGAUUUCUCCUGAUCGAACGUCCAUUCAUCAAGAAAGCCAGUAUUCUGAUGAUGGAGAAGUAGAGGAAGAUCAACCAGAAGAAGGGGAUGAUGAUGAUGAUGUGGAUGUUGAGGAGGAGGAGGAUGAGGAUGACGACGACGAUGAUGAUGAUGAUGGUCAUACAGUAGAGAGUCUUGCUGAUGAGGAAGAAGAGGAGGAGGAGGAAGAUGAUGAAGAUGAAGAAGAGGGUGAAGAGGAAGAAGAAGGUGAUGGAGAUGACGGCUAUGAGCAGAUUUCAAGUGAUGAAGAUGUAAUUGCUGAUCUAGAACGUGAAACAUUUAAGUAUCCAAGCUUUGAUAUUGAAUAUACUCCUGAGGAUCUGGCAUCUGUGCCUCCUGUGACGUAUGAACCUUUUGAAAAGGAGCUUGGACCACUAUUAUACUUCAGCUGCCCUUACAAGACUGUAUUUGAAAAUGAAGUUGCUAAAAUAAAGGACCAAGACCCAGAAAAAGAAAAUUCAGGGGCAGCAGAAGGCUCAGUUAAAUUAACUGAACUGUUGGAAUUAUAUCAAGAGGAAAGGGGUGCAAAGUGGGUCACAGCAUUGGAAGAAAUUCCAAGUUUAAUAGUUAAAGAACUGAGCUACCUGCUGGUGAAAGACACAAAGCAAGACUAUAUUACCCAGCUAGUAGACUGGACCCUGCAAGCUUUAAACCUUCAGGUGGCUCUCAAACAGCCCAUUGCUUUGAAUGUUCGACAACUCAAAGCUGGGACAAAAUUGGUAUCUUCGUUAGCAGAAUGUGGGACUCAAGGAAUAACGGCACUCUUGCAGGCAGGAGUUAUUAAUGUGUUGUUUGAACUGUUGUUUGCAGAUCAUGUAUCAUCGUCCCUUAAACUUAAUGCUUUUAAAGCUUUGGAUAGUGUCAUUAGUAUGACUGAGGGAAUGGAAAUGUUCCUAAGAGGUGGCACAGAUGUACAUGAAAAAAGUGGUUAUCAGAAACUCCUGGAACUCAUACUGUUAGAUCAGACUGUGCGAGUUGUUACAGCUGGUUCUGCAAUUCUCCAGAAAUGUCACUUCUACGAGAUUCUGUCAGACAUUAAAAAGGUGGUGGAUCAGUUAGCAGAGAACACUCCUCCUCUUCCUAAUCACACAGAGCCAGAACAGGACCAGGACUUGGCAGGACUUGAAAGAACCAACCAAGAAUAUGAAAAUGAUGUGGAGGCUCCUAUGGAUAUGGAUCAUCUUUUGGAAUCUUCUAAUAUAAGUGAAGGAGAGAUGGAAAAACUUGUUAGUCUUCUUGAAGAGAUCUUCCAUUUGAUGGAAACUGCUCCUCAUACAAUGAUUCAGCCCCCUGUGAAAUCUUUCCCAACCAUGGCACGCAUUACAGGCCCUCCAGAAAGGGAUGAUCCUUAUCCUGUCCUGUUUAGAUAUCUUCAUAGUCACCAUUUCUUGGAAUGCAUUACUUUGCUACUGUCUCUUCCAGUGACAGGUGCACAUCCAGGUGUGCUUCAGGCUAUCCGAGAUAUAUUGCGUUUCCUGGCACAGUCACAGAAGGGUCUUCUUUUCUUUAUUUCUGAGCAUGAGGCAACAAACUUGUUGGUUAGAGCACUUUGUCAGUUUUCUGAUCCAGAUCAAGAGGAAGGUCUGCAGUCAGAUGGUGCCAACGAGGAUACUUUUGCCCUGUGGCUGCUCCAUUCAACACAGACAUUACAGUGCAUUUCGGAAUUGUUCUGCCACUUCCAGCGGUGCACAGCCAGCGAGGAGACUGACCACUCAGAUCUGCUGGGAACACUUCACAACCUUUACUUGAUCACCUUUAACCCUGUAGGAAGAUCUGCUGUGGCUCAUGUAUUCAGUCUGGAAAAAAAUCUCCAAAGUCUUAUUACUUUAAUGGAGUACUAUUCCAAAGAAGCUUUAGGAGACUCAAAGUCUAAGAAGUCAGUUGCUUAUAAUUAUGCCUGCAUCCUUGUUUUGCUGGUGGUACAAUCUUCCAGUGAUGUCCAAAUGCUGGAACAGCACUCAGCACCUCUGCUGAAGCUUUGUAAAGCAGAUGAAAAUAACACCAAGUUGCAAGAGCUCAGCAAGUGGCUUGAACCUUUGAAAAAUCUUAGAUUUGAAAUAAACUGUAUUCCAAAUCUUAUUGAAUAUAUCAAGCAGAAUAUUGACAGUUUGAUGACUCCGGAUGGAGUUGGUCUUCCUACUGCACUUCGUGUUCUUUGUCAUAUUGCAUGUCCACCACCUCUGGUAGAAGGUCAACAGAAAGACCUUAAAUGGAAUCUUGCAGUUAUUCAGCUCUUCUCUUCCGAGGGAAUGGACACCUUCAUCCGGGUGUUGCAGAAGCUGAACAGCAUCCUUAUUCAGCCUUGGCGACUCCAUGUCAACAUGGGCACCACGCUGCACAGAGUUACUACUAUAUCUAUGGCCCGCUGUACACUCACUCUCCUUAAAACAAUGCUGACAGAACUCCUGAGAGGUGGAUCCUUUGAAUUCAAGGACAUGCGUGUUCCUGCAGCACUUGUUUCUUUACACAUGCUCCUCUGCUCUAUUCCUCUCUCAGGCCGCUUAGAUAGUGAUGAGCAAAAAAUCCAGAAUGACAUUGUUGAUGUCUUACUGACUUUUACUCAAGGUGUUAAUGAAAAACUUACCAUUUCUGAGGAAACUUUGGCGAACAAUACUUGGUCUUUAAUGCUGAAGGAAGUUCUCUCAUCAAUUUUGAGAAUUCCUGAAGGCUUUUUCUCUGGACUUAUACUGCUUUCAGAGUUGUUGCCUCUUCCACUGCCCAUGCAGACUACUCAGGUAAUUGAAGCCCACGAUAUUGCAGUGGCACUCAACACCAGGAAGCUGUGGAGUAUGCACCUCCAUGUGCAGGCCAAGCUGAUACAAGAGAUCGUUCGAUCUUUCUCCGGCUCGUCCUGCCAGCCCAUUCAGCAUAUGUUGAGGCGGAUUUGUGUUCAGUUGUGUGACUUGGCUUCACCUACUGCUCUUCUCAUCAUGAGGACAGUAUUGGAUCUAAUUGUAGAAGACCUGCAAAGCAACACAGAAGAUAAAGAGAAGCAGUACACUGGACAGACCACUCGACUGCUUGCUUUAUUGGAUGCCCUGGCUUCACAUAAAGCUUGUAAAUUGGCUAUUUUGCAUCUUAUCAAUGGAACUACUAAAGGAGAUGAAAAGUAUGGAGAGGUUUUCCAGGAGCUCUUGGCUUUGAUGCGAUCAGCUGGGGACAAUGUCACUCAUCAACAGUGUGCUGAAUAUGUAACUUCCCUUUUGCAGUCCCUCUGUGAUCAGGAUAUUGCACUUAUUUUACCAAGUUCAUCAGAAGGCUCUGUGUCUGAAUUAGAGCAGCUUUCCAACUCCUUACCAAGCAAAGAGCUGAUGCCCUUAAUUUGUGACUGUCUGAUGGAAACUUUAACGAAUUCUGAGAGCAGUUACAGUUGUCUGCUGACAUGCAUCCGAACAAUGAUGUUCCUUACAGAGCAUGACUAUGGCUUCUACCACUUGAAGAGCUCUCUAAGAAAACACAGCAAUGCUCUGUACACUGUAUUAAAGCGAGUAAUAACUAGUUUCAGCAAAGACACAGGUGAACUGGCCUCUUCAUUUUUGGAUUUUAUGCGACAGAUUCUAAACUCUGAUACACUGGGGUGUGGAGAUGAUGGAAGCCUUAUGGAAACAGAUGGAUCCCAUUCAGGCAGAACGCUGGGUCUUACCACUGCAGAGUUAAAACAUCUACUGCAGAACAAAGAAGAAACCCCAGAAAGCCUGCUUCUUGAUCUGGAGAAGCAUGUUAUGGAUCGUUCUAAGGAAGAUGAUGGCCUUGAAUCCUUACUGGACAACAUUGUUGGAGUAAGGCAGAUGUUGGAAUCAGCAGGUGAUUCUUGUCCACUGAGUGACCAAGAUGUUGAGCCUACUCUUUCUGCACCAGACUCUCUUCAGAAUUUGUUUAACAACAGGACCACAUACGUGUUGGCAGAUGUGAUGGAUGACCAGCUGAAGUCCAUGUGGUUCUCACCCUUUCAGGCUGAAGAAAUAGACACUGACCUGGAUAUGGUAAAAGUUGACUUAAUUGAACUGUCAGAGAAGGGCUGCAGUGACUUUGACUUGCAAGCUGAAUUGGAGAGGUCAUUUUUGUCAGAACCAUCAUCUCCUGGACGCACAAAAACCACAAAAGGGUUCAAGCUCGGCAAGCACAAGCAUGAGACCUUCAUAACUUCAAGUGGGAAAUCUGAAUAUAUAGAGCCUGCAAAGAGAGCUCAUGUUGUGCCACCACCCAGAGGAAGAGGAAGGGGAGGAUUUGGACAAGGAAUUCGACCGCACGAUAUCUUCCGUCAGAGGAAACAGAACACAAGCAGGCCACCCUCCAUGCAUGUGGAUGAUUUUGUUGCUGCAGAGAGCAAAGAAGUGGUUGCUCCAGAUGGGAUACCACCAGCCAAAAGGCCACCAAAAGUGUCACAGAAGAUUUCUUCACGUGGUGGGUUCUCAGGGAAUCGUGGAGGACGAGGAGCUUUUCACAGUCAGAACAGGUUCUUUACACCACCUGCUUCAAAAGGAAAUUACAGUCGUCGUGAAGGUGCUCGAGGCUCCAGUUGGAGUGCACAGAGUACGCCCAGGGGAACCUACAAUGACAGUAGAGGUGGUCAAAGCAAUUUUAACAGGGGUCCACUGCCACCACUGAGACCAUUAAGUUCAGCAGGCUACCGACCGAGUCCUCGCGAUCGUGCUUCCAGAGGCCGUGGAGGAAUUGGACCGUCUUGGACAAGUGCUAAUAGUAGUAGCAGUGGUGGCUCAAGAGGGAAAUUUGUUAGUGGAGGCAGUGGAAGAGGUCGUCAUGUACGUUCCUUCACACGAUAAAAUAAGACCAAUGGUGGAACAGCUCAACCUUGUGGACUUCUGUGAAGAUGACAAAGAAAGCAGCAUCACUAACGGACCAAUUCAGAGUUUCUGGUAUCUGGAGGACACCAAGAGAAUAUUUUUGUCUGAAGAAAAAGCUUUUGUUUGAUACAAGAAUUGAAAUUUCAAUAAAAAUCAAGACUUUUUGUGUACAAUUGUAAAUUUUUUGUUCCUUUUGAAAGAAUGUUUCAAUUUUUUUGUGGAUUUCAGUAGACAAUACUCAGUAAAGCACCUCUUUGAGUUAAGACUUGAAGGACUUCUUAAAUAUUCAUUGUGCCAAAAGAAAGGUGCAAGUGUUUUGUGGAUGGCUUAUUACUGCAAGAAAAUUAAAAAAUAUGUAUGUAUGGCAAUUUUGGGGUUUUUUUGUUCCUCUCAGGUAUACCAUUAGCUCUUUUUUUCCUUUGUUAUUUUGUUAGCCAGUCUGGGGUAUUAAUGAAUGAGGUGUGACUGCCAGCAGGUGAAGUAGCCAAUAAUUAAUCUGUUAAAGUAUACAAAUGUAAAUGUAAUUUAUUUAGGUUUUAUUGUACAUCUUGGGAAAUGACAUUAGAAACUUCUAAGUCCCACACCAGGUAAAAUUUGAAUAAAAUCUGUCACUAACUUCAGGGAGAAUAAGUCAACAUUCCAUCACUUACUUUCCAAGUCCAGCUCAUGCAUUAGGAGCACAGGAGUUACUUCACUGGAAAGCAGCAUAUACUUUCAGUUAAAAAGCAAAUACUCAUACCCUUAGAGUACCUGGAGUUAAUUUGUUCCCUGCCUCUCCUCUGCCUAACAUAGUUGAGGAGAGGGCAGAGACACAGAUAUAUAACCUGAGCCAACAUGUAGUCAGGUAGUGACAUUAAACCUGGUCUAUAAAGAGAUGGAGUUUUGUUUCUGUGAUUAGAUGGAGAUACAGUGCAAAAAGAAAAAGGAGGAAUAGGAAUUAAUAAAGAAAUAUCAUUACUAAAUUAAAUUCUGAAUUUAUUUUCAUGUUGAAUUCAGUGAAGUAAGGUUUUAUGUGUUUGCAUUCCUUUGGGCUCCAUGGGUUUCAUAGAAUUAACAGAUUAUCGGUAGCCAUUGCAUUUUUGGACAGGGUGGGGUAGCCUAAAGGCCACAUGCAGUAUUUGCAAAUGAGCUCCACUGUCAGACUUAAGUUUGAUUUUCACUUAUGUUUGGUCUGUUGACAUUACAGAAGUGCUAUAGAGGGGUCUUACUCUACUUAGAUACUGCCCACACCGUAUUUUAAGUGUUUCUAAAGUAUGGUAAUAUGUUAAAUUGAAAUUAUUUUACCUUUAUGCUGCCUGACUAAAUUAAGUAGGCUUUUAAUUUGAUACACAGAAGGUCCCUAUUAGCUGUAUUUUUCCUGUGUGGAGACUCUGAGGCUGUCCCACUGCUUGAGAGGUGAUUGGAUAAUCUCUGUAAGUUGGAAACGUCCAUGAAUUGACUGGGUGCACCUACAGGGAACAGUAUUGGUUCUUUAAAGGUUUAACCUUAUUUAAAAUAACAUGGAUAAAUUCGGAUUGGAAGCCAAACAAUUUUCUGAAUGAUAAAAUAAGAGGGAGAUGUAAUUUUACUAAUAAUGACUAAAAUGGGUGGAGCUUUCACAGGCAUUACUGUUAUUAAUGCUAUUUUUUAAGGAGCACUGCAUAAAUAUUUUUACAGCUGACUCACUCCUUUAUACCAUUUGUUUAAGGUGGUUUUAUUUUUUUAGAAAUUUUACUGUUUUCAAAACUAGCAGGGAUAUAAAUAAUUUGGCUUCUGUCAUGGAAUUUGAAAUGAAAAGUAAAGUGUCAAGCAUGGAAUAAAUACGUAAAUAUUCAGUACUGGUUCUUCAGAGUUUAAAAUAUACAGCAUGUCACAUUAGUAAUUUUCAAACUAGGAGGAAAUAAAGGGUUGGUUACAUUGGUGUACCAGAGCUGUGUAAAUUUAAACUUGAAAAAAGAAGUGUGUGUAUAUCAUGUUUUUUGUUUUGUUAUCUUUUUUACUGAUGAAUUUAGUACUGUGACCCUUCAAUACAAAGUGGCUCCUUUCAUGGAUAAAUCCAGCAUGAAAUAAUGCUGUUUAAAACUCAGGUGUUACUUGGUUUGCUUUUUAAAAUGGGAUUGCUGCCAUGAGUAAAUAACACUUCAAAGAAGUGUUCAAUUUUGCUUUUGAUACUCUGGCUAAAAAAAGACAUUUCCAAGUUUUGUUUCCUGACUGGAACACCAGGAAGUGGCUAACUUCAGAGACUCCUGUAGCUUACUUGAUGAGCAGACCAGUGGGAGGAGGGCAAGUGAGGCAGAAGAGAUCUCCAGUGCAGCACAGAGAGACAAAGGCACAGUUUGUGUGUGGCAGAAGGGUGAGACAAGUUGUGUGCGUUUGUUUUUGCUUCCAUAAUCUUUAGCUGCUGUGCAGUCUGAAAUGUGGCUGAGGGCCAGGUGCACAUGGAGAGGUGUAGGAGAUAAACAAGUUAGCAGCCCAGAUCCUGGUCUCUGGUUGUGCCAUGUUGGCUUUCAGCCUUUUUUUUUUCCUGCUGAGUAACUCCUCCAUCAGGUAAGAGAACAUGUCUAGUGGGUGAAGACAGAGGACUGCACGCAACAAAUUCCUGCUUGAGUGCCCCAUGUCCAGAUUGCUCAUGUUUAAGCAAAUAAAACAGCUCUGUUUUUUGCUCUUCUU